This is a messenger RNA of Hevea brasiliensis (rubber tree), 1874 nucleotides long. RefSeq lists its product as uncharacterized. The record is from RefSeq and is a predicted model, not a curated record. NCBI's taxonomy places the organism in Eukaryota, Viridiplantae, Streptophyta, Magnoliopsida, Malpighiales, Euphorbiaceae. Bases 121 to 1740 code for a protein of 539 amino acids. The transcript is spliced from 4 exons.
AUAACCCAAUUAAAAAAGAAGAAAAAGAGUAGGAGAAUCAUAUCUCAUACUGUUGCUAUUUAUACAAUUUACUGACAUUCAAAUGUACUAAACCUGAUCCUAUUGCUAGCCAGAUUGAUCAUGGCACCUUCUGUAGCUAGAAUAAUGUACAGGAAUUCUUCUGGCCUUCUUGUUCUAUGGACAUUGAGUCUGCAUGCCACCACAAGCAGAGCAGAUUCAUUUGGAUAUUGGCAUGGCAAGGAACACAAUCCAACACAAAACUGGAUAAACCAUGGAGGAGACAUAUAUAAUAGAAGAUAUGCAAAUAAAGAAACCAAGAUCAGCCCUCAAACAGUUUUCAAGCUACGAUUGAAGUGGGAAUUCUUUGCAGGAAAGGAUAUUUCAGCAACACCUGCAAUUUUUAAUGCUACCCUUUACUUUCCCAGCUGGAAUGGUUACCUAUAUGCUCUAAAAGCAUCAGAUGGAUCUCUGGUUUGGAAGCAAAACUUGCAGAGUUUAACAGGCCUUAAUGGUCUAAUUUUUAAUAAUAAUAGCAUAAUAUCAAGAUCUACUCCAACGAUAGCAGAUGACCUUCUUAUUAUUGGAAUUUAUGGCCCUGCUUUUAUUAUUGCUGUGGAGAGAUCAACUGGAAAGCUUGUGCGGUCAACCCAGCUUGAAACCCACCCUGCAAGUCUUAUUACUAUGUCUGGGACUUACUACAAGGGCGCUUUUUAUGUUGGUACUUCUUCACUAGAAGAAGCCCUAAGCAUUAAGCAAUGCUGCACCUUCAGGGGAAGCUUUUUAAAAGUAGAUGUAAGAACUGGAAGGAUCUUAUGGAAGACAUAUAUGCUGCCAGACAACCAGGGCAAGCGUGGAGAAUACGCUGGAGCAGCUAUAUGGGGAAGCAGCCCAUCCAUCGACAUUUCCAGGAACCAUGUUUAUAUUGCAACAGGGAACCUCUAUUCAGCCCCUCUUCGUAUCCGCCAAUGCCAAGAAAGCGAGAAUAAUCAAACCAGACCAAGCAAUCCUGAUAAAUGUGUUGAGCCUGAUAACCACGAAGACUCAAUCCCGGCACUUGAUCUUGACUCUGGCAAAAUCAAGUGGUAUAAGCAAUUUGGAGGAUAUGACGUUUGGUUUUUGGCUUGUAACAAUCUUUCAACCACUAAUUGCCCCCCUGGCCCCAACCCAGAUGCUGAUUUUUCAGAAGAGCCAAUGAUGUUAAGCAUAUACGCGAAUGGAACUAAGCGAGAUAUAGUUGUUGCUGUUCAGAAAAGUGGGUUUGCUUGGGCACUUGAUCGCAGUACCGGGGAACUCAUUUGGUCAACUGAAGCUGGACCUGGAGGCAUAGGUGGCGGAGGAUUCUGGGGGGCAGCAACUGAUGAAAAGAGAGUGUACACCAACAUCGCAAACUCUGAAAGAAAAAUCUUCACUCUGAAGCCAUCAAAAGCAAAGACAAUAGCUGGAGGAUGGGUGGCAAUGCAUGCAAAGAAUGGUGAAAUCCUAUGUUCAACAGGUGAUCCAAGCAAUGGCACCGCUAGUGGUCCUGUAACCAUAGCUAAUGGCGUCAUGUUUGGUGGUUCGACAUCAGAUAGGGGACCAAUAUAUGCAAUUAAUGCAAGAACUGGUAGAAUUCUUUGGUCACAUGAUACUGGAGCUUCAAUAUUUGGGGGUGUGUCUGUUAGUGAUGGGUGUGUUUAUGUUGGCAAUGGAUAUAGGGCAUUUGUGGCAGGGACCUCGCUCUUCGCCUUCUGCAUUUCUUGAACUUGCAUAAUUAAGUUCCUCCACCCUUCAUUGCCUCUACCCAAAUUCAAAACAUAUAAAAUGAUCAUGAAUAAGGAUCUUUAAGAUGUCUAUGUAUUUUCUACCCUCAAACAUGUUAGUUUGUGUGCACUGCA